GGAAAUAACAACACUGCUAAUGCUACGAGGGGCAAGCCUACAAGUUGAGAGCGACCAAAACAAACGAGACGACAGAGCUAAGAAGCCAUUAAGGGCUGUGUUAUGACAAUAGUACGUUUGCCUUAAUGGAUGUGAAAUUAGUUUAGGUUUGGUAUCCACAUUAUAUCACUUUGGAUGAGGAAUUCCGCGAUCUGGAGUGCCGCCUGUUCCGUUUCAGGGCUCUGUAUGCUAACCAUUCUUUAGCUUUAGCAACAGCUGUGGUAGCUGUCGGCGUUGUUGUCAAGAACUCAUUUAGAGAUUGCUUGGUGUUGUUCACGCCACGUAAUCACUGAUAGCCAAAAUGCGGACGUUUAAUCGGCUGUCCCUCACUUGUUGACACCGCGUAUCUUUAAAUCGCCGUACGUCGUGGAUGUAGCUUUCUAUGUUUGUAGCCAAGAUGAGUUGGUUCAACGCAUCUCACUUGUCCACUUUCGCCAAACAAGCAUUAACAACAGCUCAGAAAUCAAUCGAUCGAGUCUUGGACAUAAAAGAAGAGGGCCAGUGGAGUGACACGGCUGUCAUGUCUUAUGACGAUGUGACAUUGCCUGCCAAGCUGUCAUUAAGUGGAGGGUGGGGGAUGACCCAGUGGGAAGCACCACCUGAAGAAAAUAUUCCCACCCCUCCUUCUCCCUCUGCUGCCAUUACUACACCUGUCACCCGCACAGUUAUGGAUGAAUCAGAAAACUUUUUUAGUGCCUUCCUGUCACCUGGAGAUACACAAGUGGGCACCAAAUCCAAUGUAGUGUCUGUACCACCUACAAAGUCUCAAAGGCAGUCUCAGGAAAAUGACAAUAACAUCAAGAAUGCUGCGGCCCAAGAAGAGGUGGAGGUCCAAAAGACCGUGUCAGAUGAUAAUGCCCAUAAUAAUCGGACAGUUGUGGAUGGUCAGCAGGUGGAGAUUGAAUCCUCACAUGCAGACACCAUUCUCCUCCAGCCAGUCUUUCCCGUUGUAAGUUGUGAACUAGCCUCUAGUUCAGACAACAAGAAGACUGAUACAAGUAAAGUAAAACCAAACACUGACACCCAAGUGUCUGUAGGCUCAAUGACGGAGUGGUCACAGAUUCCAGCUGAAGACCCUGUUGAGAAAAACAACCCUGAUUCCUCUAAACCAUGUACUUUUUCCUCUGAAUCUAAAAAGUCCACACAAUCUCACCCACCAGCCUCCCAAUCUCAAAAGGAGGUACAUUCAGAGCAGAAAGACUCAAAGCCUGAGGACCGUCAGAGUGAUACCCCGUCUCCUCCAGUUAGUGCCUUCUCUUCAGGAACAUCUACCACCAGUGACAUUGAAGUGCUGGAUCACGAGAGUGUGUUGAGUGAGAGCUCUGCCGGGUCCAGGCAAGAGACGGGAGAAGGAAAGGCUGGACUUCACUUAAUGCAUGGCUCAUUCCAACUUCUCUCCGCUUCUGCCUGUGGAGAUUUCCCCCGUCUGGAGGACUAUACAAAACUCACAGAGAGUUGCGGUUCUUCCUCAGAUGCAUUUGAACGCAUUGAUUCUUUCAGCGUACAGUCGCUGGAUAGCCGGAGUGUCAGCGAGAUUAACUCUGAUGAUGAGGUCCCUGGCAGUCGGACGCUCGCUUCUGUUACUUCGCCCGCAGCCCCUCCAGCAGAUGUUCCACCAGGUGUAUGUGAGAAGCAGGAAGAUGAAGUUGUGGAAAAGGCUGGAGAGUCAGAAGAGGAGAAGGAAGAGUAUUUCCCUGGAGCUGUGAGGGAGCAGUCUCUGGACGAGAUGGAGGAGAGCGGCCGGAGUGUGACGCCUGUGAAUAGUGAACAGCCUGAAGACUUGACUGAGCAGAAACAGGAAUCUGAGGCGAACAUUACACCGUGUGAUCCCACCGCCAAUACAGAAGAUGAGUUCACUCCACCAAUCACAGAAGAAAUGAAAAGUGUCUCAACCGUUCAGUUUUUGGAGCUUCAAAAGGUCAUUGAUGAGCUGUCAGGCCGCCUUGAAAAGAGAGAGUCUCAGCUGCUUGCGGUCAGCAAGGACAAGGCUCGACUGGAUGAAGAGUGUGACAAUCUCAGAGAUGAAGUAAUAAGUCUGAAGGAGGAGAGCUCCACUGUUCAGUCCUUAAAGGAUGAGUUCACGCAGCGUAUAGCAGACACCGAAAGGAAGGCUCAGCUGGCUUGCAAAGAGAGAGAUAUAGCCAAGAAGGAGAUCAAGGGCCUGCGAGACGAGCUUAUGACAAGACUGAACUCUGGUGACAUAGUGGAGCUUGUCAGAGAGAAGGAAGAGCAGAUCAGAGGCCUGUUGGAAGAAGGGGAAAAGUUGUCUAAGCAGCAGCUGCAGCACAGCAACAUCAUCAAGAAACUGCGCGUGAAGGAGAAGGAGAGUGACACAAGACUUGCCAAGCAACAGAAAAAAAUUAAAGAGCUGGAGGAUGAGCUAAGGCACAUGCAGCAGGUUUUGGAGGGUAAAGAAGAGGUAGAGAAACAACAUAGGGAAAACAUCAAGAAGCUGAACUCAGCUGUGGAGUGUCAGGAGAAGGAGUUGAGCAGGCAGCAGAAAGACUCUGAGGAGCUGCACGAGAAGAACAGAAGUCUCCAAUCGGCUCUUGACAACUCCUACAAGGAGCUAGCAGAACUUCACAAGGCCAAUGCCAGCAGAGCCAGUGAGGUUGAAGAGGCAGCUCUAAGUAGGGAGAUACAAGCCAAGAAGUUGCUAAGCUUGGCCCUUGAGAAGGCCCAGGAUGAGGCCAGGAUACAGCAGGAGGCUCUAGCCAACCAGGUGGCCGACUUGAGAUUGGCUCUUCAGAGGGCGGAGCAACAGCAGGCAAGGAAGGAAGAUUAUUUAAGAGAGGAAAUCAGUGAAUUGCAGCAGAGGCUUCAGGAUGCAGAGACAAGGAACCAGGAGCUCAGCCAAAGCGUUACCUCAGCAACAAGGCCUUUGUUGCGUCAAAUAGAGAACCUACAAGCUUCACUGGGUGGACAAACUGCAUCCUGGGAAAAACUAGAAAAGAACAUAUCGGACAGGCUUGUGGAAUCCCAGGCACAACUUGCUGUUGCAGUGGAGAAGGACCGCUCAACAACAGAAGAGCUGCUCUCUGUCAAAUGCCAGCUGGCCUCUCUUGAGUCCCAGAAUUCCUUGCUUCGCCAGGAAAAGGUCAGACUCCUUGCACUUGUGGAGACUGAGAAGAACAGAAGAGAGAAAUUGGAAGAUGACAGUGGCAGAGAGCAUAUUGAGUUGGCGAAUCUGCAAGGAGAACACAGUCGCAUGCUGGAAGAAGCAAAGAAAGAAAAGCUGCUGCUCACAAAUCAAAUAGAGAUGGAGAAAAUGAAGGUUGAACAAGAGAAGAAAAAGUGUUACUUAGCACAAGAGGCACUCAAGGAAAAGGAGCACAAAAGCAUAACUCACGAUGCCCCAGCUUCUUCCACACCCUCACUGUCCCGCUCUAGCUCCGUUAGUGGGGCUGACAAUGCUGGUCUGCACUCCUCUAUUUUCUCUCAGGAUGACUUGUUAGACCAGCCACUGGGCAGUGGAACAAUGUCUAUGUCAAUGAGUGGGACCAACUUGUAUGAAGCUGCCAGGCUGUCUGGUGGCUCCACCAUCAUAGAGAAUCUCCAGUCUCAACUCAAACUGAGGGAAGGAGAUAUAGUACAGCUACAGCUUGAGAUUUCUAGUCUGGAGAGGAGUCGUUCUGUAUUGGCAGAAGAGUUGGUUCGACUCACCAAUCAAAAUGAUGAAAUGGAGGAGAAGGUAAAAGAGAUCCCCAAGCUGAGAGUUCAGCUCAAGGAUCUGGAACAGAGGCACAACACAAUCUUGCAGAUGUAUGGAGAAAAAGCUGAAGAGGCAGAGGAGCUCAGGCUAGACCUUGAGGAUGUAAAGAGCAUGUAUAAAACCCAAAUUGAUGAACUGCUGAAGAACCAGAAGUAAAGUCUAUUGCGCUCAUAUUUUAUGUAAGACUUUCACAAACCAUGUGAAGCACCUCAAAAAAAUGAAGUCAGCAUUUGGACGUAAAAAUAUGAAUAAUCUGAAUUGCAAAUUGUUAGUUAAUGAUGCAGCCUUUAAGCAAGGGUGUGAUGAAAAUGGGUUACCAAAUCCGUAUGAAAGAGACACUAAUUGUACAAAUUGUAGGCAUUCCGAUGAGAACUAUUAAAAACACGCUUCUUUGUACACCCACGUCUGACACAGCACUAUCGACAUUCCCAUCGUAACCCUGUUGAACAUACAGUAUAUUACUGAUCAUUUUAAGCAGCGCUAUUCACCAGCUGCUGCUAAACACCAAAUCAGGGAAAUUCUUAAUGAGCGAUAGAGUUCAUCCUGCCAGUGGGGUAACCAGGACUUGCCGACUCCAUCUCACCAAGAGUUGAUGUCGUUGGAACUGCUCAUGGUGGCCCAGCACCUCAGACAUGAUUUUUCCUUUAAAUUUGUCAUCCGUCUGAAGCUUCUCUUGAAUAUUUGCAAAGGUAUUUGUGAAGGUUUUGCACUGCACACAUUCUACUAUACUAUUCUACUACUUCAUAUUAUAACAUAGUUUUUAUGGUUUAACAGUUACAUCAAAAGAUGUACAGAACAUUUUUUGUUUAUUCCUAAUUCCUUAUUAAACAGAAAAGUCAGUAUACUGUUAUUGAAAUCCAAAGGGGUGAAAUUAAAACUGUAUAAAUGUAAAUUAAUAAACAUUUAUUUGAGUGGUGAGAAAAAGACAUCCUUGGUAUUAAUU
Messenger RNA from Dunckerocampus dactyliophorus (ringed pipefish), 4694 nucleotides. RefSeq names its product TATA element modulatory factor 1 (gene tmf1). Gene Ontology annotation, cellular component: Golgi apparatus; endoplasmic reticulum. The record is from RefSeq and is a predicted model, not a curated record. Bases 422 to 3907 code for a protein of 1161 amino acids. The transcript is spliced from 17 exons. NCBI's taxonomy places the organism in Eukaryota, Metazoa, Chordata, Actinopteri, Syngnathiformes, Syngnathidae.